AUGUGGGACUUCUUCAAAAGCCCCUCUCGCAGGAGAAGAGAAAGAGAUUGGAAUCGCCGGGUAGAAGAGCUCCGCGAGCAAGAGCGCCGCCAGAAAGCCCUGGGUGAACGCGACCGGCAGGGUGCGAAGUCCGGCUCGGCCUCGACGACUCCGGCCGCCACCCCGGCAUACAAGGCAUAUUACCCACCGUCCAGCUAUCGGAGCUCUGGAAACUCUAGGUCGAGCAACUCUGGAUCGGGAUACUCUAUAUCCGGAUACUCUGGAGCGGCCUUAUACGCAGACUCUGGCUCCUAUGGAGGGUCGCAUGGCCAUGGGGACACCUCAGGAGACUGUGGAGGGGGUGGUAGCUAUGGGGGAGCAGACUCGGGUGGUUCGUCUGGGGGUUCGUCUGGGGGGGAUGGGGGUGGGGGUGGCGGCGGUGGUGACGGCGGUGGUGGUGGCUGCUAG
Penicillium canariense is the source of this 447-nucleotide messenger RNA. RefSeq lists its product as uncharacterized. The transcript has a single exon. Bases 1 to 447 code for a protein of 148 amino acids. NCBI's taxonomy places the organism in Eukaryota, Fungi, Ascomycota, Eurotiomycetes, Eurotiales, Aspergillaceae. The record is from RefSeq and is a predicted model, not a curated record.